Messenger RNA from Lucilia sericata (common green bottle fly), 2900 nucleotides. RefSeq names its product RHO1 GDP-GTP exchange protein 2-like. The record is from RefSeq and is a predicted model, not a curated record. The transcript has 6 exons. Bases 1360 to 2640 code for a protein of 426 amino acids. NCBI's taxonomy places the organism in Eukaryota, Metazoa, Arthropoda, Insecta, Diptera, Calliphoridae.
UUUCAGUCAAUUUUAAGCAACCGCAUGGAAAAGACGUGUAACGAAACGGGAUUUAAAUAUACUUCAUAGAAGAAAAUGAUUACAAAUUGUUCUAUUUUCUUUUGAAAAUUAAUGGAUACAGACAAAAAAAUUAAAAGAAAAUUGAAGAAAAUGAAAAGUAAAACAUUGAUUGAUAAAAUAAACAAAUAACGAGUAAAAGAAAGAAAUAAAUUAUUACAACACUAUUACACAAAUUUAAGGUUUGUUUUUUUGUUAAUUACGUAGAACUGGUAUUAAUUAAGCAAAAAAUAAGAAAAAAAAACAAAAUUAUAGAAAAAUGUUAUAAAUUAUAAAGUGUCUGCUGCUAAAUAUUUCUAAUUCGUUUUAUUAAAGAAAAGAAACAAAUUAUUCUAAACACCCUUAAUGAAUUUUGAUGAUUUUAAAUAAAAAUAUAUUACGCCGUUCAACUGUCGUCAUAUACAACAAUUUAUUGCAUUAUUAUUGCAGUGUACUGCAACAAGCAUGUUAUUAUUGUUGUUGGUUUUUCACUGCAAUAACGAAGGUGGUUUGUGUGAAUAAGUCUAUGGUUUCUCCCUCUUUCCCCCUUAAAACACCCACAUACAAUUACAAUAAGUAUAGCUGCUGCUUGAGAUAGUAAAAUAAUAACAACAACAAUUAAACACCAUAAAUGUAAAUAAAAAGACUUGAAAUAUAAAAAACAAUUACAGUGUUGCAUUUUGGCAAUAAAAUAAAAACAAACCAAAAGAAAACAAAUUAGCAGUUAUUUACCAAAAUUAAAGCCAAACAUAUAUGUACCUCAAUAAUAAAAUGAAAACAAAAGCUCUCUUGAAUUUAUAAUAAAAAGAGAACGAGAGAGAACUACUAGUGAUAGGUCAAUUUCACACAUAGUGUGAGUGUUUGUUUAACAAAUAGAAUUUUAAUUUUGUAAACAGGAGAAUAACAAAGUGUGAUACUUUAAUAUCCACUAGAGAGUGAAUGUGUAUGUCUAGUUUUGUAAACAAGUGUAGAAAAAGUGAGAGAAAAAAAAAACAAUUUCUUAUAAGGCAAAUGUAUUGAAAAAGCAAUUGUCAUUUUAGUAUUGAUACAGCUGUUAGAGGCAGCUUUCACACACAAUAUUUCUUCCAAAAAAAUAACGAAAAUUAUUAAAUAAUAAAAAAAGUUAUAAUAAAUAAAAAGCAAAAACAAUGUGACUUUAAAGUUGUAAAGUAUUUAUACAGAAAAAAACUGAAGUGUCUUAAAUAUUUUAACUAAAGUGUUAACAAAAAGAAAACUAAAAACAAAAAUUAAUUUUUUAACAAAAAAACUCACAAACCAAGUGCUUAAUAUUAUAAUAUAAACAAAAAAAACUAAACUACCAAUAUGCAUGGCAUAACACAUUUAUAUCGCCAGCAUGCCAUAGAAAAGCAGCUGAGCGCUGACUGCUGGCAAAACGGUGGCGGUGGUAUUGGUGCCGAUUCCAGCAGUCACCAUCAUCAAAAUACAACUUCCUAUGGCCGCAGUUAUGUACGUGAUAAUGUUAGCAUGAAUUCUACCUCGGAAUAUGGUUCUCUAAAAGGAACCAGCCGUUUGAGCAGCAUAGAUUCUAGUUCUAGCUCUAGUUCCUCAUCAAAUUCAAAAUCACCCAAUUGGUCUCAGGACAAAGUAAUUGAAAGUUUGGUUAAUGCCUCAAGUCCACAACCGGUGCCGGACACCCAAAAGUCGAUAACAAAUCAUUAUCGUAAUUCACCCACCCACAAUGGGGCACGCAGUUCCUAUGACAGCUAUGGCAGCAGUUUCAAGCGAACACCUUCCUCGAAACGCAGCAUUUUUGAAAGAUCACACAGUCCCGCCGUUUAUGGUAGUCUACGCAAACCAAAUCUACAGGAUUUUAAUAAUUCACCACCCAGCCAAGGUGGUUACUUCCCACACGAUCUUGACGACAUCUAUGAAAGUAAACAGGAUCAUCAGUAUUUCACCUAUUCGGGGCACUCAACACAGCGUCAAGAACGACCCAGCAUUAAUUCAAUAUUUCAUCGUGUGGGUGCCGCGCCCGCCUCUCUUGAUGAGUACUCCAGUAGUCCCAUGAGACAUUCUCUAGAUAGUGGCUGCGUGAAUAUACCACGCUAUCGUUUCGAUAAUACUAGUUUUGUUAAAUCUCUAAGUAUUAAUGAAGAUGAAACCUCCUCACCCAAGGAUCACAAACAUAAGCACAAGGAUAAGCAUGAGCAUCAUGGUCACCAUGGUCAUCAUCAUUCAAUACAGGAAUUACUUAAACAUUUUGGUAAAAAGGUGCACAUUUGGCCACGUAAAUCUCAUGAUAAUACAGCGAGUAGUGUUUGUACUUCACCACAAAAUGAUCCUCAGGAAAAUUUUCGUUCAAGAUCGAAAAGUUUAGAUGUCAAUACGAUUAAUAGACCCAAUCGAAUUUUAGAAGAUUGUGGUGCCACCUAUAAGAUAUUCGAUAAAAUUGUAAAAGAAGGUAAUUCAAAGGGUGCUCAUAUGCGUCGUGCUUCAGCUGAUUUGGAAAAACGACGUGCUUCAGUUGGUGCUGCCAGUCGGGGAUUACGUGGUGAUGGUACUUUAGAUCCACAUCAUGCCGCAAUAUUAUUUAGAGAUUCAAGAGGGGUAAGUUUUCAUAUUUUUUUAUAUAUUUUUAAGUGAAGUGAAUAGAAAAGGUUUCGGGAAUAUUAUUUUGAUAUAAUUUACUAAUUUUGUACUCGGGUUAAAAUGUUUCCAUUGAAGAAAUCGUGGAAAUUCUGUUAAGGCAGAAAGUCUUUCAAUAUUGAUCUUUAAUUACACAUAAUUAUUGACGAAUUAAAUUUUCUUACGUCUUUGUUAGUCCUUAUAAUGUUCGAAGAGAGCACGGUUCUAAAACAUUAAUUAAGGAUAUUACUGGAAGGAUUUAAAUUUGCCUCCUGAGG